AUGUCGCUCCGGCGCCUCUUGGGCCUUUCCGCCGCCGUGUCCGGCCGCCUAAGCCGCUCCUUCUCCACCUCCACGGCCGCCUCCUCCCGCCCUCCCUGGAUCUUGGUCGACCAGCUGUCAGUGGCCACCGGGUCGGCAGCACCGGGCGCGUCCAUGCGCAUCGUCGAGCCCCCGCGCUUCUCCAGCAUCACCGUCCCGGCGCUCCAGGUCGACACCAGCGCCGGCCCCGACCCCGACAGCGACGUCGCGCAACUCCUCGUCGGCCGCGUGUGCUCCGCCAGCGCCGACGGCCUCCUCCUUAUCGUCAUCUACGAUCUCCGCGCCACGGCUCCCAUCCUCGCCAAGCAGGGCGCCAAUCAUGUCCGCCAGCUGACCGGCCUCGUCCGCGGGCACACCCCGGACACCACGCGCUUCCUCUACAACCCUCUCACCGGCCAACUGACCCGCCUCCCGGCCAUCGACGUCGGCCCGUGGCGGCUCGUGUGCGGCCCUCACAUGGGCGUCCUCACCCAAGCCGGUCGCGGGCACGGAGACGGACCUCCCGACAGGGUCGCCGUCGCCGAGCUGCAGGGGAACAGGAUGCUCCGCUUUCUCUCGGACACGGGCGAGUGGGACGUCGCGGUCACCACGCCGUGCCAACUCCCGGGCGUCCGGCGGUUUCACUCGGAGACGGGCAGGAGGUUCGACCAAGAGGCGUUCGCCUUCGGCGACCGGCUGUGGUGGGCUGACCUGAGCUGGGGCGCCAUCUCGGCCGACCCGUUCAGCGGCCGGCCGGAGCCCCGCUUCGUGGAGCUGCCGAGGGGCAGCGUGAUGCCCGCACGCCCAGGGCCGGCGCCAGGGUGGCUUGACCUGGAGGGUUUUGAGGCCCUGUCCAAAGACGCGCCGGCAGUGGGCAGGUACCGGCGCGUGGGGGUCAGCGACGAGGGAAGGCUGCGCUACGCCGAGGUGUGGAGCCGGGAGCCGUUCGUGCUCAGCUCCUUCACGCUCGACGACGAGGGCAGCGGCUGGACGCUGGAGCACCGCGUGGUGCUCAGCCGGCUCUGGGCGGAUGGAGACCACCCAUGGCUGCCCUUGCCGGAGAAGACGACGCCACAAAUUGUCGCUCUUGACCCACUGAACGGCAAUGUCAUCUACCUGAAGGUCGGCAGGCACAGCAUCGGCGUGGACAUGAGCAAGGAGGAGGUGAUUCGGAGCUUUCUGGACAGAGGAGCCGGGUGCAUACCAUGCGUGCUUCCACCGUGGCUUGAAUCCAGCCGGAACUCUGCCGCAGAAUUUGUGUAA
Molecule: messenger RNA, 1281 nt
Organism: Triticum aestivum (bread wheat)
Lineage: Eukaryota; Viridiplantae; Streptophyta; Magnoliopsida; Poales; Poaceae
Exons: 3
Coding region: 1-1281 (426 amino acids)
Source: RefSeq, a predicted model, not a curated record